ACCGCAUAUUUAAUUUAUCUUUAAGUUAUCUUCGAAACUCCCGUACUGAAACAUGUUAGUCCUUUAAACAAGUUAUUAUCUGACGGUACUUGAAUGUCUCGAUUGCUUUAGAUAACUCUUAUAAUAAAACCUUUUAUUAGUUCUUUGGGUAGUUUAUAAUUCAUUCACGUUCUUCCGUUCCGUAUUUACAAUGAUUGCAAACUUCUCCUUUUUCAUAUGGGUCGUUUUGUCAGUUUUAAGCCUUUCCGAAGGUGCCUAUCCGAACAUAUACCAGCCUAUUAGAACAAAUGACAUAUCAGCUGAUGAUGACGUAGGCGAUCCCUUAAUCCUAACGCCACUUUUAAAGAACAAUCAGAUCGAGGAAGCCAAGAAGGCUGCUUCGGUUAAAAUUGCUGGGUUUGAAAAUACUACAAGCUAUUCAGGAUAUUUUACUGUUGAUGAGGCGUUCGACUCUAAUUUGUUCUUCUGGUUCUUCCCUUCGGAGAAUGACUAUGAGAAUGAUCCUGUUUUAUUGUGGCUUCAAGGUGGACCUGGAGCUUCUAGUUUAUACGCCCUCUUUAGUGAAAAUGGUCCAUUUAUAGUUAAAAAUGGCGAUGAAUUAAGUCUUCGAGAAUAUACUUGGACUAAAAAUCACUCCGUUUUAUACAUUGACAAUCCCGUUGGUACAGGAUACAGUUUUACCAACAACGGUUUCGCUCAAAACGAAACCAAAGUCGGUGAAGAUUUAUAUCAAGCCCUAGUUCAGUUCUUUACAGUUUUUCCUGAAAUUGCUAGCAACGCUUUUUUUAUAACUGGCGAAUCUUAUGCUGGAAAAUACAUUCCAGCUAUUGGCUAUACAAUAUAUAAACGAAAUGCUGUAGAAGAAUUCCAAAUAAACCUUCAAGGCUUGCUUAUAGGAGAUGGACUUACAGAUCCUGAAAAUCAGAUUUCUGAAUUGGGAAAUUAUUUGUACGAAAUAGGAUUUGUCGAUGAUGAAGGCAGAGAACAAUUUAGCAAAUUACAAAAUGAGACUGUUGAUUAUAUCAAACAAGGCGAUUAUUUGAAAGCUUUUGACAGUUUUGACGUCUUAUUAAAUGGCGAUUUUACCAGACCAACGUUGUUUCAAAACUUGACGGGAUUCACCACUUACUUUAACUAUCUUUUCAGACCAAGUUUUGAUGAUGAUUCUAGCUAUGAAACAUUUAUACAGACUGCAGACGUCAGAAAAGCAAUCCACGUGGGAAACUUAUCCUACUCCAGUACCGACGUAGAAGAUAAUCUUCGAAAUGAUGUGAUGCAGAGCAUUGCACCAUGGGUUGCAGAGCUUUUAUCUGCUUACCGCGUAUUGUUUUUUAAUGGACAACUUGAUAUCAUCGUGGCAUAUCCACUUACAGUCAAUUUUCUGAAACACCUAAACUUUACUUCUGCUGAAGAGUAUAGUACAGCUGCGAGAAAUGUUUGGUAUGUUGAUAAUGAGGUAGCUGGGUACGUCAAAGUUGCUGGAAACCUCACUGAAGUACUGGUCAGAGCCGCUGGACACAUGGUACCAUCGGAUCAGCCUAAAUGGGCAUACGAUUUAGUUUACAAUUUUGUAAGAAAUAUUUCUUUAGCUUAAAAUGUUAAUAAAAGUAACGACAAAUGA
Molecule: messenger RNA, 1621 nt
Organism: Sitophilus oryzae (rice weevil)
Lineage: Eukaryota; Metazoa; Arthropoda; Insecta; Coleoptera; Curculionidae
Product: venom serine carboxypeptidase-like
Exons: 4
Coding region: 191-1594 (467 amino acids)
Biological process (GO): proteolysis
Molecular function (GO): serine-type carboxypeptidase activity
Source: RefSeq, a predicted model, not a curated record